Molecule: messenger RNA, 2511 nt
Organism: Neoarthrinium moseri
Lineage: Eukaryota; Fungi; Ascomycota; Sordariomycetes; Amphisphaeriales; Apiosporaceae
Exons: 3
Coding region: 1-2511 (836 amino acids)
Biological process (GO): regulation of DNA-templated transcription
Cellular component (GO): RSF complex
Source: RefSeq, a predicted model, not a curated record
AUGCCGGCAACGAGGAAGCGCACCCUGCGCGACGUCGAGCCCGAGGCCGAGACACCUGCUGCGGCACCGCAACUGCCAAAGGAGCCCACUACAUUGCUGCAUCGCAUCAGAAAUACGUGGCAGUUUGCCAAUCUAUUCCAAUGGAUAUUCCUCUUUGGCAAGGUCGUCAAGAUCGACGAGAGCAUAGAUAUCGAUGUCCUCGAGACUGAAUGUCUAAAGCCCGACUCCACCAUUCUCGUCGAGAUUGGCCUUGCCUUGCUCAAAUUCGUCUCGUCGCAUCGAGGACUAACACCAGAGCUUUUCGACGAAUAUACGAGGCGGCAAUACGUGGCCAAAAACCCCGACCGCAACCCUUUCGGCACGGAUGAGGAGCCGGCCAAGUUCAACAGCUUCGAUAUAUUUACCAAGCUUCGGGUCCUCCACCAGCUAACACAAUGGAUCAUGCUGCACUACCCCGACCGUAUCCGGGACAGGAUGGAUGAGCAGCGGCCUUCAGAUCAGACAGAAUGGAGAAUAGAGCCAUACGGCUGGGACAGCAAGGACCGCGAGUACUAUGUUCUAGAUGACGAUCGCCUGUAUCGUCGGACAGAGGCCCCGGCGCCUACUUCAGCUGCGUGGAAGCCCAAGAAGAACACAAAGAAGGCAAAGGCAGCAGCGAGGGCCGCAAAGCGCCGUCGCGUCUCACGCUCUGCAGCAGCAGAUGCCGAAGAUGCUGACGAUGGCGACAACGAACAGGCCUCCGGAAACGAAGAAGUAUCCCCACCCGAAGAUGAUGGCUUCGGCGGUGCUCAUUGGGAAUGCAUCGCUGUUACAUUGCUCGAGGUUCAGGCGUUCCUGCAGACAAUUCGCAAGACUCGCGAUGAGAAUGAGAAAAUCUUGAGGGACCGGAUCGAGGAAGGCCUGCUACCGAUCCUGCAGAAGCACGAAGAGUCUCGCAAGAGGAAGGCAUUGGCAAGGGAAAAGGAGCUUCUCAGCUUGGAGAAGAUGGCACAUGCCAAGAGAUCCAGUCGUCUAGCUGGCAAAGCAGAGCGCCAGAAGCAGGAUGAGGAGGUUAAGCUGGAAGAGGACAGACGUCGCAAGGAAGAAGCUGCCGCGAGAAAGGAAGAGCAGUUGCGCAUCAAGCGGGAGGUCGAGCGAGACAACAGGCUAAUGUCGCGUCAGAACCGGCUCAAGGAACGAGAGACCCGUCGCCUGAAGCAUCAGGAAGAACUGGCACACCUCUCUGAAGACAGCAGGAAUGUUGAUUCAGAUGGUACAAGCAGACUCUCGGGUCGCCGGUUACAAGCUGAAAUUGCCAAGAAUAAGCAAGCUCUACAAGAGCUGGAAGACGAGGAGGAAGACUGGGUCUUCGAUUGUGUGUGUGGCGUUCAUGGCCAAGUUGAUGAUGGAACCCACAGCAUUGCAUGUGAGAAGUGCAGCGUAUGGCAACACAGCAAAUGCGUGGGAGUAAGUGAGGAUGAGGCCGACCGGGAUGAUUUCCAUUUCAUCUGCAGCACCUGCAAGCGGAAAGAUGCAAAACCGAAACCGACUGUCAUCAAACUCAAGGUUAAGAACCCUGAUGACGUUCCGUCGUCACCACCUGCGGCCCAAUCUGCGGGCACUACACCUCAAAGGCAACGCCUAGAGGCGCAACAGUCUGACUUGGUUGUUGGAAUUCCCACAAAGCUGCCUCUAAAGCCAGCGCUGUCCCCUCGUGCAGAGGGGUCGGAUGUUAUAGGCCGGCCGCUUAUCGAGUCUCAAUCGCAACAAAUUAGUCAACACCAGGCAUCUAGGCCACCAGUCAUCCCCGUCAAGGCAUCCGGUCCGCCAAGCAUUCUGCCUCCUCCUUCACCCUACACCAAUGGUGAGGGGCCAAACCCAUUCUCAUCACCACAUCCGACCCUGUCGCCUCCACAGCAAUCGCCCAACAAGUCCCGGGCAUAUUCUACUAUCAAUCCGUCAUCUCCCUCGGCGCCAUCUGAAGCCGGCGAGCACAGGAGUCUCCCCCCAAAGGGCGUAUUCCACAUCUCACCAAAGAUGAACGGCUCACUGCCACAACAAAAGCUCCCCAACAGCAUCCUGCCUCCACACGCUGAUGUGUCGGUGCCCCCGAUCGCAGCCAGGUCCGAUUCUCCGUUGAAACAGCCCCUGGAAAACGCAGUCAGCAACCUACCAGACCUUUCACCACCUUCAGUCUCGUUCUCCUCCUCAAACCGACCACCCAGUAGUAGCGCUACACCCGCUGGCCUCACCACACCCAAACUGACACACGGUCAACCUGUACCAGCUUCGGACAUUAAAACCCCGACUUUACCCCCGAUACAGAAUGGUCUCUCACCACUAAAGCGCUCACCGCCCCCGCCGCAAAAGUCGAGCAGCGGGUCGCAUUCAACACCUGCCCCGUCUGUUCUCCCCCCUGUUGCGGCACUCUCACCAACUCCCUCACAACAAAUCCUGACUCCGCCGGUCAAGCCUGUUGAUCCUGUACGGCCCGGGUCCCAGCAUUCCAAUGGGUCUACUGGAAAUUUGUGA